UGCACUCGAGUGCAUGAACAGGGAGUACUGUGGUCACGUUAACAAAUCGGAGCAGCUUUCUCUCAUGGCCACAAUAAGGAGAAAGUUGGUGGUGGUCGGCGAUGGUGGCUGUGGAAAAACAAGCCUGUUGUUUGUGUUAAGCAAGGAUGAGUUCCCGGAAGAUUAUGUCCCCACCGUCUUUGAGACUUACGUGGCCGAUAUAGAAGUGAACCAGAAGCAAGUGGAACUGGCGCUCUGGGACACGGCCGGUCAAGAGGAUUACGACCGCCUACGGCCCCUGUCCUACCCGGACACCGACGUCAUCCUGAUCUGCUUCUCGGUGGACACCCCCGACUCGCUGAGCAACAUCCCGGACAAGUGGAUGCCCGAGGUCAGGCACUUUUGCCCCGGCGUGCCCAUGGUGCUGGUGGGCAACAAGAGAGACCUGCGGACCGACCAGCGGGUCCGCAAGGAGCUGGCCAGGACCAAGAAGGAGCCGGUGAGGUGGGAAGAGGGCCAGGCCAUGGCGGAGAGGAUCGGGGCCUACGCUUACCUGGAAUGCUCGGCCAAGCACAAAGAAGGCGUCUGGGAGGUUUUCGAAACAGCCACCAGGGCCACCUUGAAAGUUUCUAAAACAGGAUGCUUCGGGUGCCGGUGUACUUUGCUGUAAAGGCGUGUGGAAGCAAGCGGAGCAAGGAAACAGAGCUCCUAUUUACUGAAGACAAUUUACCUCACUAAACCAAAAUAUCUGGGAGAUAGAAACUUGUGAUAGAAACCUGGGGGAGUUGCUUUUGGAACCUGAUCUUGAGAAACAAUGGGGUCUGCAAGAAACUGCCUGGUUCUGCUAAGAAAAGAAAGAUUUAGCUUUAAGUGCUCUUCAAACUGCGUGUGUCAAUCCAACUGAUGAGUUUAAAAGGUCCUUUUUUUAAAGGAAGGUAGAAUUGGAAACUGCUGUACUGUGUAUGAAUUAACUGUUAAUGUUUCUGAGUUUUGCCACAGAAUCGUGUUACAGGACUAGAUCAAAUCAGUGAUUAUCUGUAUCUCCCCAGACUGGAUGUCAUUACGAAUGGAUGUGGGUGGGCAAGGGCGAGGAGGUUCUUAAAGCAGGCCCCACUGUACAGCCUCUACGGCCCUCUGAAAAGCCUCUUGGCUUUUGGUGUUCGGUCUGUUCUAUCAAGUGUGCAGUUUCUUGUCAGCCAAACUCUUAAGAUGUGAUUUCAUUGCAUGCAGAGUGCUCGGAAUUGUGCAGAAUUCUCUAUGUUCAAUUUUCAGCCUUUUACAGCAUGUGUUUUUUAUGAGAGAGAGAAGGAAAAAUUACUGUGUGUGUGUGUGUGUGAGAGAGAGAGUGUGUGUAUGUGUGUGUGAGAGGGAGUGUGUGUGAGUAUGAGAGAGAGUGUGUGAGAGAGAGA
This is a messenger RNA of Carcharodon carcharias (great white shark), 1388 nucleotides long. Its product is annotated as ras-like GTP-binding protein RHO. NCBI's taxonomy places the organism in Eukaryota, Metazoa, Chordata, Chondrichthyes, Lamniformes, Lamnidae. Bases 14 to 649 code for a protein of 211 amino acids. The record is from RefSeq and is a predicted model, not a curated record. The transcript has a single exon. Gene Ontology annotation, biological process: small GTPase-mediated signal transduction. Gene Ontology annotation, molecular function: GTPase activity; GTP binding.